AUGAUGGAACAUCAUUCCCUUUAUGUUUGGCAGUUUUCAAAAGUACCUCUGGCAUUCAACGAAUCCUAUAACUGGCUCCUGCUGAAAGACGGCACGGAGCUGCCGAGUUCACUUUUGGCCGAAUUACCACUGUCACUUGCUUCAGAACUGACAAUAGCACUUCGACAGUCGGACUCAUAUGUCCUGUACGACGCCUAUAAUCCUAGUUGGAGACAUGGCGGCCAUCUGAACAUGACGUAUAUGGGCAAUUGGACUUCUAAAAAUGGCUUGACCAUUACGCUGACACAGCAGAAGUACCACAGAAGGGCGGAUCUACAUGGACUGCUGUUAAACUUUUCCAUUGUGGUAGGUAAAUCGAGUAUAAAUAACGAUCUUCAUCCUUUUUAUAUUGUUCAACAGAUUACACAUCGACCACCGCAUAUGGAUUUGAUGACUUAUAUCAGUUCAACAUCUGAUCCGAAUUUAGAUUCGAUGAGUCGCUUUGGUUACUUACUAAUGAAGCAUCUGCAGAAUCGUCAUAAUUUCUCAAUGAACAUCCUCCCCACGAAAUCCUGGGGAUAUUUGAUAAAUGGGUCGUUUGACGGUAUGAUGCGACAUUUUAUAGAUGGAAUCUCGGAUGCAGGCAUCACGCCAGCCCAAAUGAAACCAGAAAGGAUUCAUUACGUCGACCUAACAGUAAAAAUUUGGGUUGCCAAGAUAUGCUUCCUCUUUCGACAUCCAAAAAAGAGCAACUUGGGAAACAAAUUUAUCAAACCGUUCACACCAGAAGUAUGGUGGACCACAGUUGCACUUGGAAUCAUUUGUUGGUUUGCAAUGUCAGUGACAAUUUUAUGCAAGAUUUGGUUCGGAACGUCGGACCCUCUUAAUGAUCUAGACAAUGAUCCAGUAAUGGGAUCGGGUCUAAUGACAAUCGCUAUGAUUUGCCAACAGGGCUCACAUAAAGAACCUCGAACUUAUUCUGGGCGGAUUGUCUUUUUAGCCUGCAUUUUUUUCUCUCUAAUGCUUUACCAAUUUUAUUCAGCGAGUAUUGUUGGGUCAUUGCUCGCAGAACCUCCGCGGUAUAUUAAAACAUUAAAGGAUCUUUUAGACAGCGACAUGGAAAUUGGAAUUGAAGAUAUAAGCUAUACCUUCGAUUUCCUGCAUUCCUCAACGGAUCCCGUGGUUCAGGAAUUCAAUAAGAAAAGGAUAAUACCUAACGGGAAGAGAUCAAGAACCCCCACAUAUGAUAUCGAAGAAGGUCUCCAAAAGGUAAAAAAAGGUGGUUUUGCAUACCACAUUGACACCUCAACUGCUUACAAGAUUAUUCAGGACACCUUUACUGAUGACGAAAUCUGUGAUUUGCAAGACGUACAUCUCUUUUCUCCCAGGAUAGCAUAUUUAGCUACAGCCAAGAACUCACCUUUUAAAGAAAUCUUAACUUAUGGAACUCGACAAAUGGUGGAGAGCGGUUUAAUACGACGACAAUACAGUUUUUGGAGUACACCACAACCAAGAUGUUUCCGAAAUCACAAUACCGAACCUUCCCCGGUGACUUUUGACGAAUUUGUUCCAGUUAUUUUCUUGUUACUUAUUGGAAUAAUGGUGUCCAUUGGGGUUGCGAUGACUGAAAGUCAUGUCAAAUGUCAAGCUCGCAAAGAUUUCGCAAUUUCGAGAAAAUACACGCAGUACAAUUGA
This is a messenger RNA of Orussus abietinus, 1674 nucleotides long. Its product is annotated as glutamate receptor 1. The record is from RefSeq and is a predicted model, not a curated record. Bases 1 to 1674 code for a protein of 557 amino acids. Lineage: Eukaryota; Metazoa; Arthropoda; Insecta; Hymenoptera; Orussidae. Gene Ontology annotation, cellular component: membrane. Gene Ontology annotation, molecular function: ligand-gated monoatomic ion channel activity. The transcript is spliced from 8 exons.